Molecule: messenger RNA, 2840 nt
Organism: Vombatus ursinus (common wombat)
Lineage: Eukaryota; Metazoa; Chordata; Mammalia; Diprotodontia; Vombatidae
Gene: HOMER1
Product: homer scaffold protein 1
Exons: 9
Coding region: 1362-2426 (354 amino acids)
Biological process (GO): regulation of store-operated calcium entry; G protein-coupled glutamate receptor signaling pathway
Cellular component (GO): postsynaptic density; cytoplasm; plasma membrane
Molecular function (GO): G protein-coupled glutamate receptor binding
Source: RefSeq, a predicted model, not a curated record
GGAUGGAGGUGUGAGGCAGGGGAGAAGGAGGAGGACUGGCCAGGCAUGUGAACUGGCUCCCUCGGCUGCAGCUUGCCAGCGAGCAUCCCGGAGCCACAUUUCCCGGGCCCCAGCGGGUGGGCAGAACGGAUUGCAUCCUCUGAGGGGCCGGUGCAGCCAAUUGAUACUAAUAUCCCCUCCCCUCUGACCCCUACCAUCCUUCCCUCCCUCCCUUCCUGCUGCCUUCAGUCCGCACUGUGCUGCUGGGGGCUCGGUGCAGGGGAUAAGCGUGGGGGGCUCGCCUUUCUCUGAUUCAUUCAUUCUCUGCUGGCUGGGAGGUUCGAAGUCUCUGGCUUCGAAAGAGGGAGAGAAAGGGAGAGAGAGAAAAAGGGAAAGAGAGAAUAAGAAUAUGAAUGUAUCUUUUAAUUGAAAAAAAAAAAAAAGCAGUGAAUGAAGGGACCAGCGCAGGCAAGGCUCCAUUGUGUUCAGCCGAAUAAGGAGAGGGGGAGGUAGAGGGAGGUGAGAUUUUGGGGGCCCUCCUCCUCCUUAUCUCUCGGCCUCCCCCGAGAUGUGCUGCUGCUCUCCCCUCCUGCUGCCAGCCUUGAAAUGGCUUCAUUUAUUCUCUUCAGGGGAAUGAAUCGAUCCUCCUCAGCCUUCUCUUCCUGUUCCCCACCUCCUCUAUGCUCAGAGUGUUAGAGGAGGGGGAGGGAAAAGAUUUCGCCUCCGUGGAGUAUCGUGCACGUUUGGGAGUUGCUGGGUUUGCGCUUUGAGAUUUUUCUAUUAAAAAAAAAAUCUUUUUCUAUUUGCAAGGGGACAGAAAUAGUUCCAUUUCCUCCCCAUUUUAAGGUUUUGAUUUCCAUUUUUUAUCAAUUUUAAAAUUGCAUGCCCCGUUGUGUCGCGCUCCCUACCCGGUAGACCUGCAGGGGUGCCAGGGAGAUUUGAACGCGCCGCCCGCUCUCCCUUCAGCUUGGAAAAAGAAGACGAGCAUCUUUCCUGCUCCUGGCGCGGGGACUGCAUCCUUGUGCGAAAGGACAUGCGAGCAGCGUCCGCCGAACUCCUUUCUUAUAGGACUCCAUGAACCUGGAUUGUGCAUCAACCCACGCGGACUCACGCUGUGGAAUUAGAAUUGGACUCCGCUGCUCCCCAGCGCGGCAUUUUAACUCUCGCAAGCAGAUGCCACCUCCUUUGCUUUGAACAUUUUGGGAUCUCCACGCGAGAGAUUCAUUUACCUGAGGAAACGAGCCGAAUUGUCUCGGCAUCCUUGAAAUACCUCCAGACACGCGCGGAUCACGUGGGAUAACCAACGGCAGUAAAGCCACUGAAAAGAUUCCUUGGGAAAUUCUUCCGUAGAGCAACUUCGGUGGAAGUUUUCACUGGGCAAAAUGGGGGAACAACCCAUCUUCAGCACUCGAGCUCAUGUCUUCCAGAUUGACCCAAACACAAAGAAAAACUGGGUUCCCUCCAGCAAGCAUGCAGUUACGGUGUCCUACUUCUAUGACAGCACAAGAAAUGUGUAUAGAAUAAUCAGCUUAGAUGGCUCAAAGGCAAUAAUAAAUAGCACCAUCACCCCAAACAUGACUUUCACUAAAACAUCUCAGAAGUUUGGCCAAUGGGCAGACAGUAGGGCAAAUACUGUCUAUGGUUUGGGAUUCUCCUCUGAGCAUCAUCUUACAAAAUUUGCAGAAAAGUUUCAGGAAUUCAAAGAAGCUGCUCGAUUAGCAAAGGAGAAAUCCCAAGAGAAGAUGGAGCUCACGAGUACGCCCUCCCAGGAAUCAGCAGGAGGGGAUCUUCAGUCUCCUUUAACACCAGAAAGUAUUAAUGGGACAGAUGAUGAAAGAACUCAUGAAGUGACACAAAACUCAGAACCAAGGGCUGAACCAACCCAGAAUGCAUUGCCAUUUUCACAUAGCUCAGCCAUCAGCAAACACUGGGAAGCUGAACUGGCAACGCUGAAAGGUAACAAUGCCAAGCUCACAGCGGCACUGUUGGAGUCCACUGCCAAUGUCAAGCAAUGGAAGCAGCAACUUGCCGCCUAUCAGGAGGAAGCUGAGCGCCUUCACAAGCGGGUGACCGAGCUGGAGUGUGUGAGCAGCCAAGCAAAUGCGGUCCAUACACACAAGGCCGAGUUAAAUCAAACAAUACAGGAACUAGAGGAAACGCUGAAGAAGAAAGAGGAGGAAAUAGAAAAAUUGAAACAAGAAAUUGAUAAUGCCAGAGAACUACAGGAACAGAGGGAUUCACUGACUCAGAAACUACAGGAAGUAGAAAUUCGAAACAAAGACCUGGAAGGACAACUCUCUGACCUAGAGCAACGUCUGGAGAAAAGUCAGAAUGAGCAAGAAGCUUUUCGCAAUAACUUGAAGACACUUUUAGAAAUUCUUGAUGGAAAAAUAUUCGAACUAACAGAGUUACGAGAUAACCUGGCCAAGCUCCUAGAAUGCAGCUAAAGGACCUGGGGUUUCAGUGCUGAUCCUUUUAAAGACGUGCUGACUCUUCUUCAUAGGACUACCUUGGGCUCUGCAUCAAAGUUGCACAAAAUUAGGAAAUUACUCCUCCUCAAGGAGGACCUAUUUGCAAAUUGGAAUAGGAUAUUGCAGUGUACAAUUUAGAUUUCAGCUUGUAGCUAGUUAAAAACAAAAUGAAAAACUUGAACUACAAAUUACCUCCUUGUACAUUAUUGGCCAUAGUUAACUAGAAAGCUAUUCAUAGUCAUUUGAUGCAAUCCUUUUCUGAUAUUAGCCAGUGGGAGAAUUAGCAGUGUCUGGGUCACAUCCUCCCUUUUUUUUGUGUUGGACACAGUUGUAGAUUACCUGCUUUUUAAAUUUAUUUAUUUAAAAUAUCUAACUGCUGUGCUUUGUGCA